This is a messenger RNA of Nezara viridula (southern green stink bug), 630 nucleotides long. Lineage: Eukaryota; Metazoa; Arthropoda; Insecta; Hemiptera; Pentatomidae. The record is from the annotation of a GenBank genome assembly.
AUGUACAUCACAAUGGCCCAAUACAUUACACCGCUUUAUUCAAUUUCUGAUAAGAUAUGCCGAAUAAGAUUCUUCCUUCAUUCCUAUAGUUUAAAGGAAAACUUCGACCAAACGAGGGAGACUUGGCGACUGGUUUUGAGGCAAAGACAACUGGAGCAGCUAUUCUUUUGCUUGACUGAAGAUUUCUACUUUCGUAUAAUGCUGAUAGUGCUCUGCAGCACGUACGGUGCAACAGUAUCUUUUUUCUUCGCGGUGGGUACAGUCGGCGAGUUCUUAUACACAAAUACGUUUUAUGGAAACGCCGAUGUGAGGCUUCCAGAUGGAGCUACAUGUCCCGCCCAUCUUAACCUUCGUGCCUUCAAAUCAUAAGAUUCAUGUCACCUUAUUGCUGGUGAGGAAACAGGAACGGAUUUCGCUCUCUUUAAGUUAGACAGUAAAUUUGAUUGUCUUAAGCAUCUACCAGAAGAGGCUGGUUACUACUAUAUUAGGGAAAUGGUACCGCUUAGCACACUCAUGGAAAAUUUAAAUUUGAAAAACGACCAUUCAGAACGACCUAUAUUUGAAAAUUCAGUCAAAUAGGCAUCUAGGUUCUCAAACAUAAAAGCGCUUUUGAAAAUACAACAAUUUUAA